GGCGCGCGAAUGAGGGGCGCCAUGUCUAUAAGCUAGCCAUUGCUACUGCACCCGCUACUCGUCGUUUCCAUCCACGUCACCAGCGUCAUUUCUUACACAAAUUGUAUGAUCGGCACGCUGCAGUGAUUCUACCAUCGUGUACUACUUCUACACGUACGGCCACAAAUGCGACAUGGACAAACAAAAGAAAACCAUCCAUGCUUUGUCCCUGCCAUAUCCAGACAAUCAAUGGCCGCAUGUAUCUGCAGGCCACGAACAGGCCAUCCUCGCCCUUCUAUUACCUCUCCUACAACCGAUUGGCAAUUUCAGACGCGAGCAUGUUGCACGGUCAAAAGGCAAAGGAAGAGCUGGAAAGCCGAAGAAGAUCAUACACACUGAGGCGAUGCCAGAGUGGAUGCCCGAGAUCUACGACCACCUCACCAUAGGAUUCAACAGCACAGUGCGAAGGCUAGAGUCUUUGGCUCAAAGCCGCAAGCCUGCCAUACUAUCCCAGGAAACAGGCAAUGAAGAGCCACCACACCCGGGCCCAAAACUUUCAGUCGUAUUUGCGUGCCGACAAACCCUGCCCGACAUUAUGACCUCCACGAUACCGUUGCUGCUAGCAACCUCCUCUCCCAAAACCACACGUGCCCGUUUGGUAGAAUUGUCUAAGCAGUCUGAAGCGAAGCUAGCACAAGCGUUGAACCAACCACGACUCGGGGUGCUUGGUCUGGAACAGAACGCUCAAGAGUUUGAGACUCUGGUGCAGUUCGUGACGGAGAAUAUUGAGGCUGCUGAGGUGCCUUGGUUGGAACACGCUGCAAGCACUCCAUAUCUCCCAGUGAAUAUCGAAACAGUCGAGACAACCGCCAAAGCGAAGCCGGACUCAACGGCUCCGGCACAGAAGAGGAAGAGGACAGACGAAGGUUGAGCAUGGUUGCAAUGUUCCAACAUCCUUCACGGAAUGAAGGGGAUCCGAACAGGAACGCGCUCGCGAUAAUCCAGAUAACUU
Exophiala viscosa is the source of this 991-nucleotide messenger RNA. RefSeq lists its product as uncharacterized. Gene Ontology annotation, biological process: rRNA processing; intronic box C/D snoRNA processing; tRNA processing. Gene Ontology annotation, cellular component: cytosol; ribonuclease MRP complex; nucleolar ribonuclease P complex. Gene Ontology annotation, molecular function: ribonuclease P activity; ribonuclease MRP activity. The record is from RefSeq and is a predicted model, not a curated record. NCBI's taxonomy places the organism in Eukaryota, Fungi, Ascomycota, Eurotiomycetes, Chaetothyriales, Herpotrichiellaceae. The transcript has 2 exons. Bases 173 to 910 code for a protein of 245 amino acids.